Molecule: messenger RNA, 2134 nt
Organism: Erinaceus europaeus (western European hedgehog)
Lineage: Eukaryota; Metazoa; Chordata; Mammalia; Eulipotyphla; Erinaceidae
Gene: TTC31
Product: tetratricopeptide repeat domain 31
Exons: 13
Coding region: 95-1636 (513 amino acids)
Molecular function (GO): protein binding
Source: RefSeq, a predicted model, not a curated record
CCCUAACAAAGAUGGCUUCCCACUCUGUUCUCCGCCUUGCCCUGGACAUCGAAUACCACACUAUGUUUCACUUUCGAGUCACUGUCGACGAGAAAUGGAACCCGUUCCGAAGACUGCGGGGCGGAUCAAGCUAGAUUGCCCUCUGCGGCCCGGAUGCCCGCUAGGGGUCGCUGCUGUCCCCAAACUCUGCAAGGAAUUCGGUCCUGAAGACUAUCGCGAGGAGGACAUAGUGGAUUUUCUUCGAAGACUUGCGGAGAGUGACCCCCAGGGCCUGCACUGGAUCCGAGUGGAUGAGAGCAGCGGGCAGCUGCAGCUGUGGCACCAUGAUUACCUCUUGGAUCGUUUCUGUGACAAGAGGAAAGCAACUGGACAGAGCGGCAGGGACGAGGGGGUGGAGGGACUGGGCACUUACUGUGGUCUCCAAAAGUCCUUUCUCUACCCUCCCCAAGGGUCUGAGCCCCGUCCAAAAAGCCCCCCUGGCCCUGCAGCCUUCCCAAGUGACUCAGACAGCCUGCUUCAGUUAGCCAUGCCUCGGAAGCUCCUGCUGACUGAAGAGGAAGCCAAUCACCUGGCUGAGGAGCUGGUGGCUGAGGAGGAACGCAUAAAACAGAAGGCUGAGAAGAAACGUCUCAAAAAGAAGCGUCAAAAGAAUCGAAAGCGACAAGAACGCUUAAAGCAGGAUGGUGGGGAGCCCAAGGCUGAAGCCACCCCAGAUGGGAAUGGGACCCCACCAUCCAGCCCUGGGGGCUCAGUUCAGGGAUGUUGUGGUGAGGAAGAGGACUCACUGGAUCUAUCCAGCACCUUCGUGUCUCUGGCUUUGCGUAAAGUUGGGGAUUGGCCCCACAGUACCCGCAGAGAAAAAGGACCAAGUCAGGAGCCCCAGAACAGAAACCCGAGCUCCCAGAAGACGGACCAGGAGAAAAGGAGUUCUCCAAGGAAAGAGAGCCCCAGACAAAGUCCUAAGGUGGAGGCAUCCCCAGGACUGUUAGCAGUUGCCUUACAGCAGAGCCAGGAGCUGGCAAAGCUGGGUACGAGCCUUGCCCAAAAUGGUUUCUACCAUAAAGCUGUGGUUCUCUUCACGCAGGCCUUGAAGCUUAACCCCCGAGACCACCGGUUAUUUGGAAAUCGUUCUUUCUGCCACGAACGGCUGGGUCAGCCAAUGUGGGCCCUGGCUGAUGCACAGAUAGCUCUUACCCUACGGCCUGGCUGGCCCCGGGGCCUCUUCCGCCUGGGCAAGGCCUUGAUGGGACUACAGCGCUUUGAGGAGGCAGCUGCUGUAUUCCAGGAAACACUGAGAGGUGGGUCUCAGCCUGACGCAGCCCGGGAGCUCCACACUUGCCUUCUGCAGCUUGCUGUGCAGGCGCAGCAGGGAAUAACUCACGUGUCACCUUGGUCAACUGGGGUCCUCCAGCCAUCUCCACAUGCUGAACCCAGGACCUCAGACCUCCUUUCCCUCAGUCCCCCUCGAACCACUGCUCCGAGGCCCCCUGGCCUUCUGUCUCCACGUUGGCCCUACCCCCCAAGUCAGCUGAGCCAAACUCCAAGUAGAAGUCCCUAUCCUCUUCAUCUCCAGGACCCCUCAAAGUGCUGGCGCACGUUGGGACAGGGGCCCCCGCAUCUGCCUCAGACCAGAUGAGGGAGGAACUGCCCCUUACAAGGCCACAUGUCUAUCCUGCCAGGAUGAGGGGCACUUUGUGAUGGCAGAUCACUGCAUGUGUCAAGUUCUUGCACUCAAGCCCAUAGUUAAGGAGGCCCCUGGUAGCCUUUCCUCUGAUCUGAAGGGAUCAUUCAGAAUAAAUUAUGGUUGCUGCCCUAUGGGUCAUAUGCAACACCAUUUGCACCUGGAGCUAGGUAUAAAAACACCUCAUUUAUAUAGGGCUUUCCUGAAUUUCUUCUACUGAUUAUAUGCAAGCCCCCUCAUAUAUUGUCUAUAUAGCAGGGUGAAGUCUGCCGUCACUAAGUGGGUCACCUUGGGCAAGUGUCUCAACAACCGUGCCUCAGUUUCCUCAUCUGUAAAAUGGGGACAACCCCUACCUCACAGGGCUGUUGGUGAGGACAGAAAUAGAAAUGUGAGGAAAUGCUUAUCAAGUGCCUGGUACCUAUGAGUGUAAAAUAAACUGAUUUUUAUCUAUAA